AUGCUGAUGACCUACUUGGAAGCCAGCCGGAACCUUUGCGAGACGGACUCGAUUCUUUUUGGCGCCGCACUGGCAGUAUGCCGUAUUAUUGGCGCCAAACUUCCCAUGACUGGACGUGCUACUCGACAAAGUAGCGCCAUCCCAGCCUGGAGAAAAAGAAUCGAGGACCGUAUCGCAAAGGCAAGAGUUCUCAUCGGCAGACUGAUAUGCUUCAAAUCAGGCAAUAACAGGCCAAGAAUUGUGCGCACCGUCAGGAUGGCGUUUGCUGGGAAAAAUGUCAGUUUGUCCCAGUCGGAUAUAACGCAAAAACUGACGGAGCGCAUAGAUGAUCUGAAGCAAAAAAUCGCUGCUUGGGGAAAGCGGAUUCGGCGAUAUACCGAGAGGUCGACACGGUUCAACCAGAAUCGUCUCUUCCAGAUUGAUCAGAAGAGGCUCUAUGAAUCAUUGGAGCGACUAAUAGUAAGUGGAACGGGCCCAGCACCGAAUCAGGCCAACACCGUAGCAUUCUGGCGCGGCCUGUUGUCAGAGCCCGUAAACCACAGCGAGGGCCCUUGGACGGAAGUUGUCAAAGUCAGUGUGCGAGUAUAA
Molecule: messenger RNA, 588 nt
Organism: Parnassius apollo (apollo)
Lineage: Eukaryota; Metazoa; Arthropoda; Insecta; Lepidoptera; Papilionidae
Source: the annotation of a GenBank genome assembly